Molecule: messenger RNA, 1149 nt
Organism: Trichomonas vaginalis G3
Lineage: Eukaryota; Parabasalia; Trichomonadida; Trichomonadidae
Exons: 1
Coding region: 1-1149 (382 amino acids)
Source: RefSeq, a predicted model, not a curated record
AUGCCAGGACCAAAAGGAGUGUAUAAUAACUUCAUAUGCACGAUAUUAUUCAGCCAGUCUACUCCAGAAGAAUUAGCUGAAUCAGACUUUGUUAAUCAUUCUAAUAUUUCGUUCUUAAGUAAUCUUAGAAAAACUCCAUUACGAAAUUUCGUCAGAGCAGUUACAAUUAGAUCCGCAAGAACAGGCAAAGCAUUACCAAAAUUCUUAUUCGAGGAUGAUAAACUAGUUAAUGCACUUCUUCUUUCACAAAAUUUGGAAGAUCUCCAACAAGCGGCGAAAGCAUCAUUCCAAGCCGACAAAAAGUAUCCUGAUUAUUUCUACGCUACAUGGAGCUCUAUUAAAGACAAUGUUCGCACAAAAAUGUUUAAUUAUAUUAUUUUACCUUUUGCAUCGUAUUUCUCACAAGAAGCUCUUCAGUUUAUCAUCAACAAUGGCCUUAAAUCACUCACAAAGUCCUUUAAUUUCGAUUUAUUCAUUAAAACUCCUGAAUGUAUCCAAGCAGCGAAUCCUAGACUUAUUAUUGAGAUCUGCAUGAAUAAAUCCGAUGAUACAUCAUUCAUUGCAUCAGCUGCAGAGGUUUUAAACAACAUUUCUCCGGAAGAAUUUUUGGAAGUUUUAUUUACUUCACCAAUUACGGCCAUUACUGCUACAUCACAGAUCUUUAUACAGAGAUUGAAGAAAAAGAACCUUUCCGAGGAGCAAAUUUCACAUUUUGUCGAUAAAUUUAUAUUUGAGAACGAAAAAGUCAUAUUAUCACUUCUUCUUGAGGCUCUUAAAGCUGGAUGCACAGAUGUUAUCUCAGAGUCUACUUUUCUGAACGCUUCCAAUCAAAUUAUAGAAUUUCCUGAAUUUGCUUUGGAUAUUAUUGGAUUAAUGUCAGUUCAAUCUGAUUGCACCCAGUUUUGGAUGGAGACUGAGACAAUUAGUAUACUUUUGGAUCAAUUACUUUGCAUGAAAGAAAGAAGUAACUUGAUUCAGGAAUUUUUCGAUAAAUUUGCAUUAGAAGUAAAUGAGAAUACAAUCAUUGCACUCUUGCCAAUGAUAUCUCAAGUUCCUGUUGUUUAUUCGAGAUUUAUUUCGAUAUGCAAAUCAAGAUUUCCCGAAGAUAACCAAGUUAUUAGCGAAAUCAAUAGUAUUAAUGUUUUGUAA